This is a messenger RNA of Exophiala oligosperma, 1529 nucleotides long. RefSeq lists its product as uncharacterized. Gene Ontology annotation, cellular component: mitochondrion. Gene Ontology annotation, molecular function: hydrolase activity, acting on acid anhydrides, in phosphorus-containing anhydrides. Lineage: Eukaryota; Fungi; Ascomycota; Eurotiomycetes; Chaetothyriales; Herpotrichiellaceae. The transcript has a single exon. Bases 50 to 1381 code for a protein of 443 amino acids. The record is from RefSeq and is a predicted model, not a curated record.
GUGCCAUGUUCUCACAGUCUAUUACGUUCCUUUUACUUUCGGUGUACAAAUGCAAGUUUCCUCCUCGGUUGCAGCGUGUACUUGCAUGUCCGGGUUCGGUCCUUUUAUUAGAAGAAGUUCGAUUUCUGUCACAUCACGCUUCCUAGACGACAUUAUCAGCAUUCGACCUCGCACGACACCACCGCCGAUACAAUCCUAUAGACGGAGUACAACAACGGCGAGACUUCCACAUAGACGCUCAUUCUGCUUCCGCAGCCUCGGCAAGUUUCCGAGACAGUCCUCUUGCAUGGGUGCUCCCAAACCGGGAGACAGGCCUCACGUUUCUGGCCGACGUACGGGCGCAGGCACGGCGACCAUGGCGCCGCCUUCCAAGUUCGAAGUCCGAGGUUACUCUGAGCACAAGUCCCCCAAGCCGGCCUCGCCGUCGGCCAGCAUAGUCCUGAUCUCCCCUUCGAACGAAAUCCUCCUCCUCCACCGCGUACGGACGUCCUCGGCCUUUCCCUCUGCUCACGUUUUUCCCGGGGGUAACCUGGAAGCCUCGGACGGCCCGUUGCCGUCUGACCCGCAGGAUGUGAACCGACACAUAGACAGUGUCGCUUACCGCACGGGAGCGAUACGGGAAUUGUUCGAGGAGACGGGCAUCCUCCUGGCGCGGUCGUCGCGCGAGGCCGGGUCACUUCUGGCGGUGUCGAAGGAGCAGAGGAAGGGCGGGCGCGAGGCAGUACACCAAGGCAAACUCACGCUGGCGGACUGGUUGAAGAGCGUGUCCCCCUCGGCCGUGCUCGACACGAACCGACUCAUCCCCUUUACGCACUGGGUCACACCCCCAAACGUGCCCAAACGCUUCACCACGCAGAUGUACUUGUACUUUGUCGACCGGGCCGAGAGCGGGAACCCCAGCGUCCACGCCACGGGGGACGAGGUCGAGACCAUGGCCCCCGAGUGGCGGAGGGCGAGUGACUGGCUGGACCGCGCGCGGUCCGGAGAGGUCAUUCUGUUCCCGCCGCAGUUUUUGCUGUUGUAUUUAAUAUCUGGCAUUCUGGAUCGGGGUCUGGUGGGACAAGGGCGGCAGGAGGAGGACGAGACGGCGGUGGUCGCGAAACGGGACGAAUUGAGAAGGAAGAUCGAGGGCGAAGGGUGGACCAACAAGUUCAUCAGUCCGAUCGGACUCCAGUUCGGUCGGGAGGAUGGCAGGACGGUGUUGGCGCUGGACAAGCCAGGCCCGGAACUCAAGGGGAGCGGUCUGAAGGGCGAUUCAGAGUACGUCGUGCUGGUCAAAUUUAGAAAAGAAGGUCCCCGGCAAUUGGACGUCGCACUCAGAAAAGAUGUGCUUAGAGACGAGAGGGAACUCAAGGCGCAGAAACAGAAGGGCAAACUUUGAAAACAUCUACUUGGCUCUUUGAUAGAGUCAGUAAAUCUUCAUGAUGGUUAGAUGUGUGUUUAAAACGAUGCAUAACAACUGUAGAUGAGCAACGAAAGAUGUUAGACAGUUAAAAGUUCUUGCGAAUUUUGUCUUGUGUGUAUUUACG